Microtus ochrogaster (prairie vole) is the source of this 9415-nucleotide messenger RNA. RefSeq names its product NIPBL, cohesin loading factor (gene Nipbl). Gene Ontology annotation, cellular component: Scc2-Scc4 cohesin loading complex. The transcript has 46 exons. Gene Ontology annotation, molecular function: cohesin loader activity; chromatin binding. Gene Ontology annotation, biological process: brain development; digestive tract development; establishment of mitotic sister chromatid cohesion. Lineage: Eukaryota; Metazoa; Chordata; Mammalia; Rodentia; Cricetidae. The record is from RefSeq and is a predicted model, not a curated record. Bases 443 to 8692 code for a protein of 2749 amino acids.
CUCCUUCCCCCCCGCCUGCCCUCCCCCCCCUCCCUCCGUCGGUACCGACUCACCCGACACCAGCCAGCCGCAGGGAGGGACGCCCCCGCCGACAGGAGGAUUGGUUCCCGGGCCCGCGGCGAUGCCCCCCCGGUAGCUCGGGCCCCUGCUCGGGUGUUUGUGAGUGUUUCUAUGUGGGAGAAGGAGGAGGAGGAAGAAGAAGCAGCGAUUUGUCUUCUCGGCUGGUCUCCCCCCGGCUCUACAUGUUCCCUGCACUGAGGAGACGGAAGAGGAGCCGUAGCCACCCCCCCUCCCGGCCCGGAUUAUAGUCUCACGCCACAGCGGCCUCGGCCUCCACUCGGAUUCAGACGCCGAUUCGCCCAGAGUUUGGGAAAUGGAAAGUAAUGACAGCUGGCACCUGAACUAAGUACUUUCCUAGGCAACACCAUUCCAGAACUUCAGGAUGAAUGGGGAUAUGCCCCAUGUCCCCAUAACUACUCUUGCGGGGAUCGCUAGUCUCACAGACCUCCUGAACCAGCUGCCUCUUCCAUCUCCUUUACCUGCAACAACUACAAAGAGCCUCCUCUUUAACUCACGAAUAGCAGAAGAGGUGAACUGCCUUUUGGCCUGUAGGGAUGACAGUUUGGUUUCACAGCUUGUCCAUAGUCUCAACCAGGUAUCAACAGAUCACAUAGAACUGAAAGAUAACCUUGGGAGCGAUGAUCCAGAAGGUGAUAUACCAGUCUUGUUGCAGGCCGUCCUGGCAAGGAGUCCAAAUGUCUUCAGGGAGAAAAGCAUGCAGAACAGAUAUGUACAAAGUGGAAUGAUGAUGUCUCAGUAUAAACUUUCUCAGAAUUCCAUGCACAGUCCUGCAUCUUCCAAUUACCAACAAACCACUAUCUCACAUAGCCCCUCCAGCCGGUUUGUGCCACCACAGACAAGCUCUGGGAACAGAUUUAUGCCACAACAAAAUAGCCCAGUGCCUAGUCCAUAUGCCCCACAGAGCCCUGCAGGAUACAUGCCAUAUUCCCAUCCUUCAAGUUACACAACACAUCAACAGAUGCAGCAAGCAUCAGUAUCAAGUCCUAUUGUUGCUGGUGGCUUGAGAAACAUCCAUGAUAACAAAGUUUCUGGUCCAUUAUCUGGCAACUCAGCUAAUCAUCAUGCUGAUAACCCUAGACAUGGCUCAAGUGACGACUACCUACACAUGGUGCACAGGCUAAGUAGUGAUGAUGGUGAUUCUUCAACAAUGAGGAAUGCUACAUCUUUUCCUUUGAGGUCUCCUCAGCCAGUGUGUUCUCCUGCUGGAAGUGAUGGAACACCUAAAGGAUCAAGACCACCUUUAAUUCUACAAUCUCAGUCUUUACCUUGUUCAUCACCUCGAGAUGUUCCUCCAGAUAUCUUGCUAGAUUCUCCAGAGAGAAAACAAAAAAAGCAAAAGAAAAUGAAAUUAGGCAAGGAUGAAAAAGACCAGAAUGAGAAAGCUGCAAUGUAUGAUAUAAUUAGUUCUCCAACCAAGGACUCUACAAAACUUACGUUAAGACUUUCUCGUGUAAAAUCUUCAGAUAUGGACCAGCAAGAGGAUAUGCUAUCUGGUAUGGAAAAUAGCAAUGUUUCAGAAAAUGAUAUUCCUUUUAAUGUGCAGUAUCCUGGACAGACUUCAAAAACACCCAUUACUCCACAGGACGUAAACCGCCCACUUAAUGCUGCUCAGUGUUUGUCGCAGCAAGAACAAACAGCAUUCCUUCCAGCAAACCAAGUGCCUGUUUUACAACAGAACACUUCAGUUGCUACGAAACAACCACAGACUUCUGUAGUACAGAAUCAGCAACAGGUAUCACAGCAGGGGCCGAUAUAUGAUGAAGUAGAAUUGGAUGCACUGGCUGAAAUUGAGCGGAUAGAAAGAGAAUCAGCCAUUGAAAGGGAGCGCUUCUCAAAGGAAGUUCAAGAUAAAGAUAAACCUUUGAAAAAAAGAAAACAAGAUUCUUACCCACAGGAGGCUGGGGGUGCUACAGGAGGUAAUAGACCAGCUUCUCAGGAGACGGGUUCUACGGGAAAUGGGUCAAGGCCAGCAUUAAUGGUUAGCAUUGAUCUUCAUCAGGCAGGAAGAGUGGACUCUCAGGCUUCUAUUACUCAGGAUUCAGACUCCAUAAAAAAGCCUGAAGAAAUCAAACAGUGUAAUGAUGCACCCAGUUCUGUUCUUCAGGAAGAUAUUGUUGGAAGUCUUAAGUCUAUACCAGAAAACCAUCCUGAGACACCUAAAAAAAAGUCUGAUCCUGAGCUCUCCAAAAGUGAAACGAAACAAAAUGAAAGUAGGUUGUCAGAAUCUAAACCAAAUGAAAACCAACUGGUGGAGACAAAGUCAAAUGAAAGUAAGUUAGAAACUAAAACUGAAACCCAAACAGAAGAACUUAAACAGAAUGAAAACAAAGCUGCAGAAUCCAAACAAAAUGAGAGCACUGUAGUUGAGCCUAAGCAGAAUGAAAGUAGACUAUGUGACACAAAACCAAAUGACAACAAACAAAACAAUACCAGGUCAGAAACAACAAAAUCAAGACCUGAAACCCCAAAGCAGAAAGCUGAAAGCCGGCCUGAAACUCCAAAACAAAAGGGUGAAGGUCGGCCUGAAACCCCAAAACAGAAGGGUGAUGGACGACCUGAGACUCCAAAGCAAAAGGGUGAAGGCCGGCCGGAAACUCCAAAGCAAAAAGGUGAAGGCCGGCCUGAAACCCCAAAACACAGGCAUGAAAAUAGGAGGGAUGCUGGAAAGCCAUCAACAGAGAAAAAGCCCGAUGUGUCUAAGCAUAAACAGGAUAUCAAAUCUGACUCACCUCGCUUAAAAUCAGAAAGAGCUGAAGCCUUAAAACAGAGACCUGAUGGGCGAUCUGAGUCAUUAAGACGUGACCAUGAUAGUAAACAGAAAUCAGACGACAGGGGUGAGUCAGAACGACAUCGGGGGGAUCAGUCAAGGGUUCGAAGACCAGAAACACUGAGAUCUUCUAGUAGAAAUGAACAUAACAUUAAAUCUGAUGGUUCAAAACCUGAGAAGCUAGAAAGAAAACACAGGCAUGAAUCAGGGGACUCACGGGACAGAACUCCUGGGGAACAAAAAUCAAGACCAGAUAGUCCUCGCGUAAAACAAGGAGAUACUAAUAAGUCAAGACCUGGUUUUAAAUCACCAAAUAGUAAAGAUGACAAAAGGACAGAGGGUAACAGAAGUAAAGUAGACAGUAAUAAAGCGCACACUGACAAUAAGGCUGAAUUUCCAAGCUAUUUGUUGGGGGGCAGGUCUGGUGCAUUGAAAAAUUUUGUCAUUCCAAAAAUCAAGAGGGAUAAAGAUGGCAAUAUUACUCAGGAAACUAAGAAAAUGGACAUGAAAGGAGAGCAAAAAGACAAAGUAGAAAAAAUGGGAUUAGUUGAAGAUCUAAACAAAGGCGCUAAGCCUGUAGUUGUUCUGCAAAAACUGUCGCUGGAUGAUGUCCAGAAGCUAAUUAAAGAUAGAGAGGAUAAAGCAAGAAGUUCCCUUAAGUCUAUCAAGAAUAAGCCAUCCAAGUCAAACAAAGGUAGUAUAGAUCAAUCAGUGUUAAAAGAAUUGCCCCCCGAACUCCUGGCAGAAAUUGAAUCUACCAUGCCACUUUGUGAACGUGUGAAAAUGAACAAACGCAAGCGUAGCACAGUUAAUGAAAAGCCAAAAUAUGCUGAAAUCAGUUCAGAUGAAGAUAAUGAUAGUGAUGAAGCUUUUGAAUCCUCUAGGAAACGGCAUAAAAAGGAUGACGAUAAAGCUUGGGAAUACGAAGAACGUGACAGAAGAAGCUCUGGGGAUCAUAGGAGAAGUGGCCACUCACAUGAAGGAAGAAGGAGCUCAGGUGGCGGUCGUUACCGAAACCGAAGUCCAUCAGAUUCUGAUAUGGAAGAUUACUCUCCUCCUCCCAGCCUUAGUGAGGUUGCUAGAAAAAUGAAGAAAAAAGAAAAACAAAAGAAAAGGAAAGCUUAUGAACCGAAAUUAACACCCGAAGAAAUGAUGGAUUCUUCAACUUUUAAGAGAUUUACAGCCUCAAUAGAGAAUAUUUUGGAUAAUUUAGAAGAUAUGGAUUUUACUGCAUUUGGUGAUGAUGAUGAAAUCCCUCAGGAACUGCUGUUAGGAAAGCAUCAGCUUAAUGAACUUGGGAGCGAAUCUGCUAAGAUUAAAGCCAUGGGUAUAAUGGACAAGCUUUCAACUGAUAAAACUGUGAAAGUCCUAAAUAUAUUGGAGAAAAAUAUUCAGGAUGGAUCAAAGCUUUCUACUUUGUUAAAUCAUAAUAAUGAUACUGAAGAAGAAGAAAGAUUGUGGAGAGACCUUAUUAUGGAGAGAGUUACCAAAUCAGCAGAUGCUUGUCUUACCACUAUCAACAUCAUGACAUCUCCUAACAUGCCGAAAGCUGUGUACAUUGAAGAUGUAAUUGAAAGAGUUAUACAGUACACUAAAUUUCACUUACAGAAUACACUCUAUCCCCAGUAUGACCCUGUUUACAGAUUAGAUCCACAUGGAGGAGGAUUAUUAAGUUCGAAGGCAAAGCGGGCUAAAUGUUCUACUCAUAAGCAGAGAGUAAUAGUAAUGCUUUAUAACAAAGUUUGUGACAUUGUUAGUAGCUUAUCAGAACUGCUAGAGAUACAGCUUCUUACAGACACAACAAUUCUUCAGGUUUCAUCAAUGGGAAUAACACCUUUUUUUGUGGAAAAUGUCAGUGAACUACAAUUGUGUGCUAUUAAGUUAGUCACUGCAGUAUUCUCAAGAUAUGAAAAGCAUAGGCAGUUAAUAUUGGAAGAAAUUUUUACUUCACUUGCAAGAUUACCAACUAGCAAGAGAAGUUUAAGGAAUUUCAGGUUAAAUAGUAGUGAUGUGGAUGGAGAACCUAUGUAUAUUCAGAUGGUUACAGCACUAGUUUUACAACUUAUUCAGUGUGUAGUUCACUUACCAUCAUCAGAGAAGGACCCUAAUUCAGAAGAAGACUCAAACAAAAAAGUUGACCAGGAUGUUGUCAUUACUAAUUCAUAUGAAACAGCUAUGAGAACAGCCCAAAACUUUCUUUCCAUCUUCCUUAAAAAAUGUGGUAGUAAGCAAGGUGAAGAAGAUUACAGACCACUUUUUGAAAAUUUUGUUCAAGACCUUCUUUCAACAGUCAAUAAGCCCGAGUGGCCAGCUGCUGAACUACUCCUUAGUUUGUUAGGGAGACUGUUGGUUUCUGGAGGAGAAGAUGAAAUCCAACAAUUGCAAAAGGCAUUGCUUGAUUAUUUGGAUGAGAACACUGAGACUGACCCUUCACUGGUGUUUUCUCGUAAAUUCUAUAUAGCCCAGUGGUUUCGUGACACAACUCUGGAAACAGAAAAAGCAAUGAAAUCACAAAAAGAUGAAGAAUCCUCUGAUGGGGCACACCAUGCAAAAGAAAUUGAGACAACUGGUCAAAUAAUGCAUCGAGCUGAAAACCGGAAAAAGUUCCUUAGAAGCAUUAUCAAAACCACACCAUCUCAGUUCAGCACAUUAAAGAUGAACUCAGAUACUGUGGACUAUGAUGAUGCGUGCUUGAUUGUCCGAUACUUGGCCUCUAUGAGGCCGUUUGCCCAGAGCUUUGAUAUUUAUUUGACGCAGAUACUACGAGUUCUUGGUGAAAAUGCAAUUGCCGUUCGAACAAAAGCCAUGAAGUGUUUAUCUGAGGUUGUUGCUGUAGACCCCAGUAUUCUAGCAAGGCUUGACAUGCAGCGAGGAGUUCAUGGCCGAUUAAUGGAUAACUCCACUAGUGUUCGAGAGGCAGCCGUGGAAUUACUAGGUCGAUUUGUCCUUUGUCGACCUCAGCUUGCUGAGCAGUAUUAUGAUAUGCUGAUUGAAAGAAUAUUGGAUACUGGUAUCAGUGUCAGGAAAAGGGUAAUAAAGAUUUUAAGAGACAUCUGUAUUGAACAACCUACAUUUCCAAAAAUUACAGAAAUGUGUGUAAAAAUGAUUCGUAGAGUCAACGAUGAAGAAGGCAUUAAGAAAUUAGUAAAUGAAACAUUCCAAAAACUCUGGUUUACUCCAACUCCACAUAAUGACAAAGAAGCAAUGACAAGGAAGAUCUUAAACAUCACUGAUGUGGUUGCAGCAUGUAGAGAUACUGGAUAUGAUUGGUUCGAGCAACUCCUUCAAAACUUGUUGAAGUCUGAAGAGGAUUCCUCAUAUAAACCUGUGAAGAAAGCUUGUACUCAACUUGUUGAUAACCUAGUUGAGCAUAUUCUUAAAUAUGAGGAGUCUCUAGCUGACUCAGACAAUAAAGGUGUGAAUUCUGGAAGAUUGGUAGCUUGUAUAACCACUUUGUUCUUAUUCAGCAAAAUAAGACCCCAACUCAUGGUUAAGCAUGCUAUGACUAUGCAGCCGUACCUUACCACUAAAUGUAGUACGCAAAAUGAUUUCAUGGUUAUCUGCAAUGUUGCAAAAAUCCUUGAGUUGGUUGUACCAUUGAUGGAACACCCAAGUGAGACUUUCCUUGCUACUAUUGAAGAAGACCUGAUGAAGCUGAUUAUCAAAUAUGGCAUGACUGUAGUACAGCAUUGUGUGAGCUGUCUUGGGGCUGUUGUAAAUAAAGUGACACAGAAUUUUAAGUUUGUGUGGGCCUGUUUCAAUAGAUACUACGGUGCCAUUUCAAAAUUAAAAAGUCAGCACCAAGAAGACCCAAAUAACACUUCCCUUUUAACAAAUAAGCCAGCGCUUCUUAGGUCCCUCUUCACUGUUGGAGCACUCUGUCGGCAUUUUGACUUUGAUCUGGAAGAUUUUAAAGGCAACAGUAAGGUUAACAUAAAGGAUAAAGUACUUGAGCUGUUGAUGUAUUUUACGAAACACUCAGAUGAAGAAGUACAAACAAAAGCCAUCAUUGGUCUAGGCUUUGCCUUUAUACAGCAUCCAAGUCUAAUGUUUGAGCAAGAAGUGAAGAAUCUGUAUAAUAAUAUUUUAUCUGAUAAAAACUCCUCAGUGAAUUUAAAAAUACAAGUGUUAAAAAACCUCCAGACUUACCUACAAGAAGAAGACACGCGUAUGCAGCAAGCAGACAGAGACUGGAAGAAAGUUGCAAAACAGGAAGACCUAAAAGAAAUGGGAGAUGUUUCCUCGGGGAUGAGUAGCUCCAUCAUGCAGCUUUACCUCAAACAGGUGCUUGAGGCCUUCUUUCACACCCAGUCAAGUGUCCGCCACUUUGCCCUAAAUGUGAUCGCAUUAACUCUAAACCAGGGUCUUAUUCAUCCAGUUCAGUGUGUCCCAUAUUUAAUUGCCAUGGGCACAGAUCCAGAACCUGCUAUGAGGAACAAGGCUGAUCAGCAGCUUGUGGAAAUAGACAAGAAGUAUGCUGGAUUCAUUCAUAUGAAAGCAGUGGCUGGUAUGAAGAUGUCCUACCAGGUACAACAGGCGAUCAACACGUGCCUAAAAGACCCUGUCAGGGGGUUCCGACAAGAUGAGUCAUCCAGUGCUCUGUGCUCACACCUCUACUCCAUGAUCCGCGGGAACCGCCAGCACAGACGCGCCUUCCUUAUUUCCUUACUCAACCUCUUUGAUGACACAGCAAAAACUGAAGUGACUAUGCUCUUGUACAUAGCAGACAAUCUAGCCUGUUUCCCGUACCAGACUCAGGAAGAGCCGUUGUUUAUAAUGCAUCACAUAGAUAUUACACUCUCUGUUUCCGGUAGUAACCUAUUGCAGUCAUUCAAGGAGUCUAUGGUGAAGGACAAAAGGAAAGAAAGGAAAACGUCCCCUACCAAGGAGAAUGAGUCCAGUGAGAGCGAAGAGGAAGUUUCCAGGCCUCGGAAAUCUCGGAAGCGGGUAGAUUCGGAUUCUGAUUCCGACUCUGAAGAUGAUGUCAACUCAGUAAUGAAGUGUCUGCCAGAAAAUUCAGCCCCUUUAAUUGAAUUUGCAAAUGUUUCCCAGGGUAUUUUAUUACUCCUUAUGUUAAAACAACAUUUGAAGAAUCUCUGUGGAUUUUCUGAUAGUAAAAUUCAGAAAUAUUCUCCAUCUGAAUCUGCAAAAGUAUAUGAUAAAGCCAUUAACCGAAAAACAGGGGUUCAUUUUCAUCCCAAACAAACACUGGACUUCCUGCGAAGUGACAUGGCUAAUACCAAGCUAACGGAGGAGGUGAAGAGGAGCAUAGUAAGGCAGUACCUGGACUUUAAACUUCUCAUGGAACACCUGGACCCUGAUGAAGAAGAAGAGGAAGGCGAGGUGUCGGCCAGUACGAAUGCUCGGAACAAAGCAAUUACCUCGCUGCUUGGAGGAGGCAGCCCUAAAAAUAACACAGCAGCAGAGACAGAAGAUGAUGAAAGUGAUGGGGAGGAUAGAGGAGGAGGCACUUCAGGGUCAUUGAGAAGGUCAAAACGAAAUUCAGACUCUACGGAGUUGGCAGCACAGAUGAAUGAAAGUGUUGACGUCAUGGAUGUCAUCGCUAUUUGCUGUCCAAAGUACAAAGAUCGACCACAAAUUGCAAGAGUAGUACAGAAAACCAGCAGUGGCUUCAGUGUUCAGUGGAUGGCAGGCUCCUACAGUGGCUCCUGGACGGAGGCUAAGCGCCGCGAUGGCCGCAAACUGGUGCCUUGGGUAGACACUAUUAAAGAGUCAGACAUUAUUUACAGAAAAAUCGCUCUAACGAGUGCUAAUAAGCUGACUAAUAAAGUUGUUCAGACUUUACGAUCCCUGUAUGCCGCCAAGGACGGGACUUCCAGCUAAUGAAUUUGUACAUGCAGCCAAAUUUACAGGAAUUUUUUUAAAAGGCAAAAAAACUUGAAAUAUCAACAUUCUGGCAAAAAAAAAAUGAGUUUUUUGAAGAGUGGACCCUGGGAUGCAGGAACAAGGAAGGAAUGUUGGGCAGACAUUUCUGUGGGAGCUCCCUUCGCUGUUGUGCAGCAGAGACCUUUCUCGGUUCGUUUUUACUCCCACUGUAUUAUAGUUUAACAAAAUUGUUUAUAUCUUGGAAAAAACUUUCUGUUUAAAAAAUAAACAAGUGAAUGUUGGAAAUUAGUCUGUUAAUGUUCUUAAUAAAGUGUUCUUGGAGUUGAAUCUAAGCGGAUGGCUUUCUUUAGCUUAGCCCAGUUUCCAGGGAAGCAUUGUCUCUCCAGGCUGUAAAGUGGCAGACUCUCCUGGACAUAUAAUUUAUUCUGUCGAGAACAAAGCAUGCAGUACCUGUGGCCUACCUGCAGAAGGAGCUUUUGUAAAUGUAGAUUUUGUUGUAUUAGGUCAUCCUGAAAACAGUGCGAGAAGGGCCCCGGCCGUCUGGUGGAGCGAAUACUGCAAUAAAUUUUUUUACUUCUCUUUGUUACUUGUCUGUUUCCAUUUGAAUUUCUUAUUGUAAAGAUCUGUUUAAAUCCAUUUAUAUUAUUUUGCAGUCUUUUAUGUAAAAUUUAUUAUAUCAUUGGUUUUCAAAGCAGAACAUAAAAUAUUGUUUAUACAGUU